GUAACCUUCACAUGUAACUUGUAGCUUUUUUAUUACCAAGUCCACGACUAUUUCAAACGUACCAUAAAAUCUGAGAGCCCGGAAAAUCUCUUGGACUAAAAUCAUUUUGAGGGAGCUCAAAAAAUUAGAUCAAUGGAGGGAGAGGCUGAGAUUGAUCGGUUGCCUCUAGACCUCUUGGCUAAUAUCUUUGUUCUCAUCACUUCCUUCACUGAUUUGGCACAAGCAAGCGGUGUGUGUAGAAAAUGGAAACAGGGGGUGAAGCAGAGUCUGGGACGCAGAGACAGUUUGAGCUUUGCUGGUUGGAAGAUGGAUGAUGACUCCACAGCUCGUCUGCUUCGCUAUGCUUACAGCCUCAGAGACUUGGAUAUUUCAAGGAGCCGGUGGGGUUGUCAGAUAACCGACACCGGAUUGUACCGGAUCUCUUUGGCAAAGUGUAUCAGCAAUUUAACAUCCAUAUCGUUAUGGGGUAUUACAGGGAUCACGGAUAAAGGUGUUGUUCAUUUGAUAUCCAGAGCUAAUUCCUUGCAGCACCUGAAUAUUGGUGGCACAUUCAUCACAGAUGAAUCACUGUAUGUCAUUGCUAAUAGCUGUCCACAUUUGAAGACUAUUGUUCUAUGGAGCUGCCGCCAUGUAACAGAGAACGGCCUUCUUUUUCUUGUAAAUAGUUGCCGCAAGCUUGAGUCCAUUAAUUUAUGGGGAACCAGAGUUCCUGUAGAAUGCUUCAUUGCUUUGCUUACUAUCAGUCCAGCUCUUCAGAUAAAACCCAAAGGACUGACUUAUAAUGUUGAUGCUUCUAUGUUGCCUGUGAUAUAAUGUCGCCAUUCUUCCGAGUUCUGUGUCUAUGUUGCCCUACAUCUGUGCUUCCUUCAGCUCAAUGCCUUGCGUGGGACUGAUGGGAGGUUGAGGUUUCUUUAUCAGCUCAAUAAUUGCUGGCGUUUGUAAUCUCGAUCUGGCUCUGUAUAUAGUUAAUUGAAUCACAUCCAACUUUAUUCUUUUGUGAAUGUGUGAAUAAGAUUGAAAUGAUUCUAAAGUUUGAAAAACAGUAAAAUGACAACAUUAUUGUCGGGGUAGGAUUCCAAGUCGAAUCAAAUAAUCAAGUUCAUUGUAGGGUUGAAAUUUAUGUGCCUCUAGUAUCCAAAAGCCCUCUCAAGUCCACUUUUAUAAUUGCAUUGCUCUUUUUUAUCCCUUUCCAAAGGUGGCUUAAGAGUAAUUCUACGUUGUAAGACAUGCCCAGAGUCAAAUAUACAACAGUGCUCAAAUAUGGAAGAACAUUUUGAAAACAGAUCAUAUGUGUAGCGAAGAUUGAAUCUGUGUACUGCAUAAUAACAUUAAGUGGAGAAACUAAAUUGAUCUUCUGUCUAGAAGUGCAAUCUAUGAAUGACCCCUUUGUUAAAAGUGGGAAAAAAAAAUUAAUGAAAGCAAACCACAGCCGACGUUAAAUGUUAAUACAGACUCUUACAAAAACCUAAUACGAUAAUACGAGCAGCAGCAGUUAUAUAGAUGCUAGGUAGUACAAUCCUCUAUGCAUACUACGUUACACCAUUUCCUGACAAAACA
Rosa rugosa (rugosa rose) is the source of this 1557-nucleotide messenger RNA. Its product is annotated as F-box protein At5g67140. Gene Ontology annotation, cellular component: SCF ubiquitin ligase complex. Gene Ontology annotation, biological process: SCF-dependent proteasomal ubiquitin-dependent protein catabolic process. The transcript is spliced from 5 exons. Gene Ontology annotation, molecular function: protein binding. NCBI's taxonomy places the organism in Eukaryota, Viridiplantae, Streptophyta, Magnoliopsida, Rosales, Rosaceae. The record is from RefSeq and is a predicted model, not a curated record. Bases 133 to 813 code for a protein of 226 amino acids.